Messenger RNA from Nilaparvata lugens (brown planthopper), 2469 nucleotides. RefSeq names its product protein pigeon. Gene Ontology annotation, biological process: positive regulation of amyloid-beta formation. Lineage: Eukaryota; Metazoa; Arthropoda; Insecta; Hemiptera; Delphacidae. The coding region runs from base 118 to 2373 and encodes 751 amino acids. The record is from RefSeq and is a predicted model, not a curated record. Gene Ontology annotation, cellular component: trans-Golgi network. The transcript has 12 exons.
GAGGAUGGGAUUGAAAGCGACGAAAAAGAGAAGGAAAAUAAUGUAUACAGUUUAUUUCUGGCAAGAGUGAACGGAGAUAUUGCUGUUGAACUUCAUUCCAAGAAACAGAAUCAAAUAAUGGCCCAGUUUCUUUACUGGCGAAAGAAAUCGCCUGAUAAAUUCCUGGUUCUGGCACACCAAGAAGCUAUUCAAAUUUACCAAGUGGAAGGAAGUGAUGAUGAAAGUGAGCAGAGAGCCGUUGAUGUGAGAGUGAGUGGGGCAGUGGAGACGAUAGUGGGUGCAUUCGCGUGGGGUCAGUGGGACCCCAUACACCAGGCGCUCUACCUGAUCCACUACCGCAAGCCGAUGCAUCGUGUGGAGGGCGAAACUCAACCUGACGAGACUGAACUGGCUCCCACUCUGUCAGCGCUCCAGUUUCAUGAGGACAUGCCACACGAAACUGUCUUGAACAUACCGCUGAACUUGCCUGGCAUGGAGGGAGAGAAGGGUGAAGCUGCUGCAGCAGCUGAGUGUCGCACGUAUGAAAACGACGCGGUUCCGCUGAGAGUGCACGACUGCUCACUAGAUGUCACCGUGGUGUCCGACUCCAAGGGUAUCCUCUGUAUUUGUCAUCAUUACUUGUAUCAGCCAGUGAAGCCGCCGACAAGUGAAGUAAUGGAUGAAAGCAAUACGGUUCACUUUGCCUACUCGGUUACACUGCUGCAUCACGGCCAUGUUAUACAUUGUAACAUCCCCGGCAUACCGUUCUCACAGGCUUCCACGCUCAGACCCACCUUCACCAUGUAUAACGACCAACACCUGCUAGUGUACUGCGCAGAUGUGUUCAUCCACAUGUUGGACGUCGGCCAAAAGCACGAGCCUUGCUGCCACAUUCUGCUCGGCAGCCAUUUUGAGGAGGCCGCGGCCGAGGUGUCGUCGCGCCUCGUCACUCUAUGGCAUCCGCACUUGGACUCCGAUCAGCUGUUGCUCAACCUCACCUCGCUCGACGUCAUCAAACUCAAGGUCACCCAUCGGCAAUUGGUCGACGCCUACAAACUGGUCGACGCGCCCAUCGAGAACAAACUGGCCAUCUUACACUAUUUCCUCAUUCACGCCGCUGAACCCGACAUUGUGGCUCAGUUGCUCGAACCGAUGGCAGAGCAGUCAAUGGAUCUGGACAUAACCAGCGUGAUGCAAGAGGUGCUGGUGGGUGGGGCAUUCGCCACAGUCAUGCGCAGUCUGCCUUCCGACGCGCAUGCGCUGAUCAAUCUGCUGCCUUUUACCACUGUCAACGCGGCCACGCCCGUCGAAGUCAAGCUGGGCUGUAAGCAUGUAAUGUCGCUGACGCAGGAAGACCUGUGGAAUCCGUCAGUAAUGCUGCUGAUGCCACGUCAGCGGCUGAUGCCCUACCGGCCCGACAUGUGGACGGCGCUCUGGGAUGCGCUGUCAGCCAAAAAGGAGCCGCGCUUCCGGUCGGCCACCGUCGCCGAGAAGCUUAUGGUGUCGCUCGUCUGCUAUCAGCCAGAAGCACUGUCGCGAUGCAGCACGCCCCUCUCUCCUGGCGGCGCCCUGAUUGGCGGUUCGGCCGGCAGUCUGACCGACAUGGCCAUGAUCACUGGUGGUUGGGGUGGUGGCGGGGGUGGCAGGUCAAAAGGGGCGGCAUCAGCUGAUCCGCUGCCCUUCUACGAGGUGGAGUCAUCAGCGGCCAGCAAGCAGGAGCAUGUCAUUUCUGUCAACCUGCGCGAGGUGAGCAUGCACCUGUUGAAGCGAGGUGGUGUGGCGGGCAUGGACUCUGGCAUGCAGGUGCACGCAGUGGCCACCCGGUAUGCGGCCGCUCAGCUGGAGGCGUCGCAUCACCUCUGUCAGCUGGUCACCAGGUCAGCGGCUAUUGAUACAAAGCAUGUGGAGCGCGGAUUUCCUCUCGUGAAUGCGUUGGAGGAGGGCAAACGGGUAAUUCUGUUUUCAGUGAUGGAGCGCUACAACUUGGCCAUUGAGAGCCUGGCGUUUCCCCUGCCUCAGGGUUUUCCCUCGUUCAUGGCCUACCUGGGCUAUCGCACGCUGCCCUUCGCCGUCUUCCUGCAAUACGUGCAGGCCAGUGUUCUGCAAUUGCAGGUCGACGUCAUGAAGGCUAUCAUUGCAGAUUUGUCGGACACGGGUGAAGGCCUGAGACGCAAGCUGCGCUUGCUGCAACUGUUGCCGCGUUCGCGCGCCAAACGCCUGCUGAACCAGUGGACGCAUCCGGCCAGCCUCAUGCUGCGCGCACGCGAGCACACGCUCAACAUACUGGCGGGCGUAGAGGGCGCGCAUCCUCCGCGCCCCGCCCCGCCGCGCCAGCACACCCGGCUCAGGAACCGAGGUAACUCCUUUUUUCUACAUCUAUGGGGUGUGCAUUGAGGGAGAGAGAGAGAGAGAGAGAGAGGUCAGGCGUUACGAGUUUCAGUGGUCUUAGGCUGGCCACUAACGGUAGAACAAGCAUGCACAUACACAGUC